UUAGCCGAAUGCCCCUACCCACGCUUUUUGAACGGUGAGAGCAUGCUUUGCUCUUGUCUAUCCAAGAAAUCUUUACGACCCAGGAGAAACCCUAAAUAGCUUCUGAUAUUCUGAACUUGUCAAGCAAUGGAAUGGUCAGUUACUGAGAAUUCAUUAUUCCUUCUCAAUCUGUGCUUACAUGUGAGUUCUUCUUCAUAAAUUGAGGUUAGCUUUCUCGAAGAAUCGGCGAAAAGGUUGCAUUCAUGCGCUCAGGUUAGAUUCUCUAGUUCCCUUUCAUGGCGGGUUUGUCUUACCUGAAAAGGGCUCUUGAUUCUUCUCUCCACCGGGGAGGUACGGAAAAUUUCGCUGCAUAUUCGAGUAUUGCUUUUCGGGUUUUGGGUUUUCUGAAUGUAAGAGCUUUUUCAUCCGUUGAAGAUGUGGAAACUGGUAAUGGGCACGACCAGGAUGAAGUGAAACUCCAUCAAGUCCGUUGUUUGCUGAGUGAGUAUGGGUUCACGACGGACCAAAUAACCAGAGUUUACAAGUAUACUUUAACAAAAUCUAGGAACGAGGAAACGCUUUCUGAAAAGCUUGCAUUUUUUAGGUCUAUUCUGGGCUCAAAUGAUGAUGUUGCGAGGAUUGUCGCUGCAUAUCCUAAAAUGUUACAAUACAGCUUGGAGAAUAAACUCAUGCCAAACUACCAGUUCAUGAAAUCUAUUCUUGGCCGGGAUGAGGUAGUUGCUAAGAGCAUUAGACGUUGGUCAGCUCUCUUGUGCAUUGGCAUUCAAAACAAUUUGGCUGUUAAAGUUUCUUUCCUCAGAGAAUCCGGUCUCCCCUGUUCUUCCAUAGCCAAAUUAAUGGAGAAUUCUCCACGUGUGUUUGGUAUGUCUUCUACCUCUAAACUCGAGGAAUCUGUGAAGAAAGCAAUGGAUUUGGGGUUUAAACCUUCGAACCCUUUGGUUGUCUCUGCUAUCAGGGCGAUAUGUCAGAUCAGUGGAUCAAUUUGGGAUCGGAAAGUUGAGCUUUAUAGAAAAUGGGGUUGGUCGAAAGAAGACUUUGUCACGGCUUUCAAGAAGCAUCCUUCCAUUAUGUUUACAUCAGAGGAGAAGAUAAACAAGAAAGUCUCACGGAAGCUCUUGUUUUGAAUUCAAUGACGACUCUUUUGAAGGGGAAAACAUCUGAGUGGAAAUUGGAGUCGAGCAGAGGUUUCAAUCAAUCACUGGACUUUAGAGGCCAAACUGGCUGCUGGUACUUAGGGGUGUACAAUUCGGUCAUGGUUAUAAUCUUUAUUCACUUAUUUUAUGGUUCAAUUGAAGGGAGUCUUGACGCACCAGUUGAGCGGUCAUCGUUGUGAUUUAGAGGUUACGACAUCUUUUAUAAUGUUCUGUAAUAUAAGAUUCACCUACAAUUCACCCUUCCCCAGCACCUCCGGGACGGCGGUUGUUGACGACGGCAAAACUCCGGCGAUUCGAGCGAUUCCAGAUAAGUACCUGAAAUUAAAAGAUUCGAGGCUAUUGGAGCACGGUGAACUCCCAGGAUA
This is a messenger RNA of Tarenaya hassleriana, 1519 nucleotides long. Its product is annotated as transcription termination factor MTERF9, chloroplastic-like. Gene Ontology annotation, cellular component: chloroplast. The transcript has 2 exons. Lineage: Eukaryota; Viridiplantae; Streptophyta; Magnoliopsida; Brassicales; Cleomaceae. Gene Ontology annotation, biological process: chloroplast organization; regulation of DNA-templated transcription. The record is from RefSeq and is a predicted model, not a curated record. Bases 276 to 1124 code for a protein of 282 amino acids. Gene Ontology annotation, molecular function: double-stranded DNA binding.